ACAAUAAGGUUGCUUAAUAUUAGAUUUGUUAAUAUGCAUUUGAUAAUAUAAACUAACAUUACUUCUACAUCAUUUAUUAAUCUUAGUUAUGUUACUUUCAGCACUUACUAAAACUUUUUUUAAUAAAGUGUUACCUUUAGCAAUAACUGUUAACGGUUACAGCAAUUAAUAGUUGGUGCACAAUUAACUAACAUUAACAAUAUCAUUGGCAUUAACAAAUAAUAAUAUCUGCUGGAGAACUACAUUGCUCAUUGUUAGUUCAUGUUAGAUAAAUAUACAAAUACAACCUUAUUUUAAAGGGUUUCCGGUAUUUGCUAUUCAGUAUGUAACCAUGUUUAGAAACAUCCAAAAUAUUUGCAAUAAAUGUAUUUUGUAGCACACCAAGUAGACAUGCAGAGCAUUUUUGUAGUUUCUGAAAUAAAAGCUCUGUGGUCUCCGGUCCAGCUGGUGGUGCUGUGUACAGCUGUAUGAUAAUAAACAUUUGACGAAUUAGACGCGCAGGAUGGGGACACGCAUGAAGGUGCUCCGGGUGUUCAAAGAUUUGCACAAAACACGAAAAGAUGUAUUUAAAGAUGAUAGCAGAGCACUGACAGCUGCUAGGUUACAAAUCAAUGAAGGUUUCAAAAGAAACAAAAAUGAAACAGCAGAUGAAAAUAUUAAAGAGAUGCUUAAAAUGGCCCGAGCAGUUGAGACAAUCCUUCGUGAAAAUGUAAUACAAGCAGAGCAUGUGGAGGAAAAUAAAGUCUUGUUACGGCCAAGGGAGAGUCUCCUGCUAGAAAAUGUACCUUACUGUGAUACACCCAGAAAAAAGACAACCUGAAUAAUUGUCUGUCAGUGACACUCAUCAUUUUGUACAGUUCACAUCUCUCUUUCUCAACCAUUUUUUUCCCAGUCCACUUGCUUGAUGUAUAAACACUUUUACCGAAGAGAACAACUUGAUGUAAAUGUAUUAAAUUAAGGACCCUUCAUCUACUGUA
This is a messenger RNA of Misgurnus anguillicaudatus (oriental weatherfish), 977 nucleotides long. It is a transcript of the gene lyrm7, whose product is annotated as LYR motif containing 7. Gene Ontology annotation, cellular component: mitochondrial matrix. Gene Ontology annotation, molecular function: protein folding chaperone. Lineage: Eukaryota; Metazoa; Chordata; Actinopteri; Cypriniformes; Cobitidae. Gene Ontology annotation, biological process: mitochondrial respiratory chain complex III assembly. The record is from RefSeq and is a predicted model, not a curated record.